CGAUGUAAUUAAAAUUAUUUUUUAAACUUCUCAUCCGUGGUGUUCACGGGUUAUAACCUAGUAUAGUUAUUAUUAAAAGAUAGAUGCAUAUAAUCGAGUCAAAUAUAUAGAAAAUAUGAAAAAUAAAUAAAUAAAGCCCUUUUUUAGGUUUAAAUGAGGCCGAACUAAACUCAUGGCUUCAAUGGCCGAUGAGGCCUUGGCUAAAAGCCGGGCUUUACUGGAUACGGGCCGGAACAGCCCUUUGUGCAGCUCUAAGCCGACACCUAUUUUAUGACUAAUAAAACAAAAAAAAAAAAAAAAAAGCAUCAAAAUAGGUUAAAUUAUGAUAAUUUAAUAUAAGUAAAAAAACACAGAAAGUAGUACAGCAGUGAAGCCAACAUGGACAGCGGGAUUUAACACCCAUAUGUUCUGUUUUAGCAACAUCCUACUAUCUCUUGAUUCUUUCUUCUUAUACAAAAACAAAAACAAAAACAAAUCAAUUUCCUCACCAAGUAGCUGAUACAGACAGCUUGGCCUACUUCAAAGUUCAAACAACCCUAGAUAGAAAACAAACCACCAGCCACCUCACUUGACAACCAUUAAACCCCCAUUCAAAACCUUCAAUAUUUUCUCACAGAUUCUAUGCAAUCCUCGAAAAAUAUGCCACCCUUUUCACAGUCGAAGCCUCUCUCAAAUGGGGUUUCCAAGAAUCCUCACGAUUUCACCAGAACAAACGUAGUCACCAUUGAUGUAGGUGGUCAACUCUUUCAAACAACCGUACAAACCCUAACCCUAGCUGGGUCCAAUACCCUUUUCUCCAAUCUCUUCAAUUCUUCUGAACAGAACAGUUCAAUCCCUUUUAUUGAUAGAGACCCUGAAUUGUUUUCGAUUCUUUUAUCUCUAUUAAGAACCGGGAAUCUUCCAUCAAAAGCCAAAACCUUUGAGAUUCAAGAUAUUGUUUUUGAAGCGAAGUUUUAUGGGGUUGAACAUCUUCUUGUUCAAUCUCAAUCUAACCCUUCGCAAUUUGAACCUUUUGAUCUUGAAAAAUCAAUGAUAUUGCCUCUCAGUGGCAGAGAUUCACCUUCUGCAAUCGCUACAACACCAUACGGGUCAGUCCAUGUCUCUCAUGGCAGCAAAAUCACGUCUUUUGAUUGGUCUUUACAAAGAAAGUCUACGACUUUGACCCAAUUCACGGCUAUUGAUUCUUUAUUAGCUUUAUCAUCAAAUGUUGUAGCAGCUGGUGCUACUGAUUUCUCCGGCUUGCAAAUCAUUGAUCUUGAAAUGGGUCAUGUUAGACAAAGCAUAAAUUGGGAAAAUGUGACCAAAUCUGGUUCAACUGUUCAAGCAAUUGGAACUUCCCCUGAGCUUUUAUUCACUAGUUUUGAAUCAAGUCGCAGGAAUUCAAACUCUAUAUUGGUAUACGACCUGAAUGAUAGCUUCAAAGUUGUCUCAGAAAUUGGGCAUAAUGAAAUCUUUGGUGCUGAUCUUGAUUCGGCGAUUCCAUCAACAAAAUUGAAUUGGAUUCCAAGUCUUAAACUGCUAAUGGCUUCUGGGUCUCACAGUGGACCAUCUGGCGUUUCAGGUAACAUCAAGUUUUGGGAUAUAAGAUCCGGGAAUCUUGUUUCAGAAAUAAAAGAGAAAGUCGAUUGCUUUUCGGAUAUCACAGUUUCUGAUGCCCUUUCAGCUGUUUUCAAGAUCGGAACAAAUUCUGGAGAGGUUUCUUACAUUGAUUUUAGGAGCAUUUUGUCUGAUAAUUCUUGGAAUUGUCUUGGUGAUUCAAGAAAAGUGAUGAAUGUGAAGAAAGAAGGGUAUGGUUGUAAGAUUGAAAGUCAUGGGAAUCAAGUUUUUUGCAGUAAAGAAGGUGAAUUGGAGCUGUGGUCUGAGGUUUUGAUGGGUUCUUUGAGAAAUGGUAAAAAUGGGAAAGAAGAGAGGGUCUUUAAGAAGAACAUGUUGGGUAGGUCGAAGGAUUUAGGACAAAAUAGGAUCACAAAUCUAGGGUUUGGUGGAAACAAAAUGUUCGUUACUAGGAAAGAUCAGCAAUUUGUCGAGGUCUGGCAAAGCUCUGUAAGAAGAUUUUGAUCAUUUGAAGUUUCAUAUGAUUUUGAUCUUUUAUGCGAUCAAAAGAAACAAAGAUAGUGAUUAUUUGUUUGUGUACAUUAUCGUUUUUACAAGACAUACCUUUUUUUUAUUAUUUUUUUUUUUUUGUGCUCGAAUGUGUAGAGUGAUAUGCAUGAUAUCAAAAUUUUUAUUAGAAGUUCUAUAGUCGUUUUGAAUCAA
This is a messenger RNA of Lactuca sativa (garden lettuce), 2256 nucleotides long. Its product is annotated as BTB/POZ domain-containing protein At5g41330. Gene Ontology annotation, molecular function: protein binding. The record is from RefSeq and is a predicted model, not a curated record. Lineage: Eukaryota; Viridiplantae; Streptophyta; Magnoliopsida; Asterales; Asteraceae. Gene Ontology annotation, biological process: protein homooligomerization.